Salvia hispanica is the source of this 1111-nucleotide messenger RNA. Its product is annotated as protein CHAPERONE-LIKE PROTEIN OF POR1, chloroplastic-like. The record is from RefSeq and is a predicted model, not a curated record. Gene Ontology annotation, cellular component: chloroplast membrane. NCBI's taxonomy places the organism in Eukaryota, Viridiplantae, Streptophyta, Magnoliopsida, Lamiales, Lamiaceae.
AAUCUAAAAUACGCUCAACCGCUAGUCACCUCUUUCUCUCUCUUCUUCUCACACACUUCCACAUGGCCACAGCUCUAUCCGUACGGCCCAGCCACUCCAUCUCCGCCUCAGACCGGCCCGGAUCGACGUCCUUCCAUCGGGAACCGGUCGUGAAUGCGCUCAACCCGGGCCGCCGCCGCCCCCGGGCCGCUCUGUUUGCCCGGCGCAUGUUAGCAGCUGCUCCUCUGCGGGCCUCGCGAGCCGACGACUCCGCGCCGUCGGAGAUGUCUGUGGAGAAUGCUCUCAAAUUGCUCGGAGUCUCCGAAGGUGCGUCGUUCGAUGAUAUUCUCCGCGCCAAGAAUUCCACCGUCGCGUCUUGUAAAGAUGAUCAGGAAGCAAUUUCUCAGGUGGAGGCUGCAUAUGACAUGCUGCUAAUGCAGAGCUUAUCACAACGGAGAGCUGGGAAAGUUGUGAGUAGUAACAUCCGUUAUGCUGAUGUUAAGCCAGUAAGUGCUCCCAAAAUGGAUUCAAUGCCAAAAUGGCUGCAGAAUUCGGUUAAAGGCUCUCCCAUCUCUGUAGAUGCACCAUCUACUAGCGACUUAGGUGUGCAAGCUGGGGUCUAUGGAGCUCUAAUGGUUUUGACGUAUGUAAAUGGAGCUUCAUCCCCUUCCACAGCACCAUAUGCUGGAGCUGAUGUUCCCGGCCUCAUUCUAGCCACCAGCUUUGGUGCAUCGUUGUACUUCAUGACCAAGAAGAAUGUCAAACUUGGAAAGGCUACUGUGAUAACAAUUGGUGGGCUCGUGGCUGGUGCAGUGGUGGGCUCGGCGGUGGAGAGCUGGUUGCAGGUGGACAUCGUCCCGUUUAUGGGAAUACAGUCUCCGGCUAUCGUUCUAAGCGAAUUUGUACUCUUUUCUCAAUUUUUAUUCUCCUUAUAUUUGAGAUAGAUUGAAUUUGAGGCUGGGAAGUAGUUUCAAGCCUCUAGGAUGACAACACCUAGUUGCCAUUUAACACAUGUUGUACAAAAUGUAAUGCUUUAGAACCUAUGCCAUUAAAUACAAUUCUGUUGAAAACUGCCUAUCCCCACACUCAGCAUUUGCUUAUUCUCUAGGGAAUAUAUGUGAUUUUGUCGGUC